Molecule: messenger RNA, 1608 nt
Organism: Helobdella robusta
Lineage: Eukaryota; Metazoa; Annelida; Clitellata; Rhynchobdellida; Glossiphoniidae
Exons: 1
Biological process (GO): homophilic cell-cell adhesion
Cellular component (GO): plasma membrane
Molecular function (GO): calcium ion binding
Source: RefSeq, a predicted model, not a curated record
UUGGUGUUGAAACAAAAGCUAGAUCGAGAAUUUCAGGAUCGAUUCGAAUUAUUUGCUCGAGUUAUUGAUAAAGAUUUGUCAAACUCUAGUUCAACUUUACAAAUACAUAUAAAGGUGCUUGACGCUAAUGACAACAAUCCUGUUUUUGAAAAAUCCUUCUAUAUUUUUGAUCUAUUUAUGCCAAGAGAAUCUAAAAUAACAUUAGGUAGCGUUAAAGCAACCGAUAUGGACCUUGGUAAAAAUGGCCAAGUUGUUUAUCAGAUAGUUUCUAUAAAUAAAUACCAUGCACAAUUUAUGACUGUUGACAAAACGUCAGGAUUGCUGGAACUUUUCGUCACCGAUUGGUGUAAAUUUCCAUCUUCACAUGUUCGUUUGAAUGUUUCUGCAACUGAUGGAGGGAUGGAGCCGUUACAGGAUUUAGCGAUUGUCAACAUAAACAUCACAAAAUUUAACUGUUACGAACCAGAAAUUAAAAUCGGAGACACGUCAGUAAAAGGAGUUAUUAAAAUCUCUCCAGGCAUUGAAGCCAACGGUUUCAUUUCCUUUAUAAACGUUUACGAUGAAGACGGUGAUGACGUCAGUUGUUCGGUCGAUUCAAAAUAUUUAAACUUGUUGUCCGUCUACAAAAAUAUAUUCAAGUUGAUUCUUAUGAUCGAUGCUGUGAAUAUUUAUGAAGAUGAAAUUUUCUUCAAUAUUUUAUGUUUUGAUAAUGGCAAGCCAUCAAUGAAUGCGUCAAAAAAUUUUACGAUUGUUUUUGACAGUCAAAAUUAUAACGCUCCGGUUUUUCUUUCAGAAGAUUAUAACUUCUACGUACAAGAAAACAACGAUACUCCAGUUUUUAUUGGGUCAGUCAGAGCUUUAGACAUCGACAGAGGAAAAAAUGGUGAAAUUGAGUAUUUUUUACUUAAUGAAAAUAACAUCUUGUCAGUGGGCAAAGAUUCAGGAGAUUUGUUUCUUUUGAAAUCUCUUGACUACGAAGUUAAUCAACUUUUUGAAUUCUUAGUUAUUGCUUGCGACCGAGGUGAACCAAAUCUCACGUCAAAUGUCUCGGUUUUCGUAAAUGUCGUCAACACAAAUGACCGUGCUCCAAUGUUCGAUAGACAAAUUAGUAAAAUGUCAGUUUACGAAAACUCACCAAAGCACACAUUUGUAGGUCAUUUGUCGAUACAUAACGACGAUUUAAAACCUUUUGAUGAAGUUUUUUUUGUUGUUGACAACGAAUCGUCAACGUUGUUUAACAAACAUUUUUAUCUUGACAAUGUUACUAGAAGCAUAACAACAAAACUGAUGAUUGACAGAGAAACAAUUUCGUCAUUUGUUUUUAAAAUUUCUGUAUACGAUGCCCACACCAAUGUUUCUAUUUCAUCAACUGAGCUGUUUAUUACAAUUUUAGAUGUUAAUGAUAACGUUCCAAUCAUUUUGAAGCCAGAUUCGACAAGUGCUGUUCUAGAAAUUUCAAAAUUUCUUCCUCCGGCUUCUAUGGUCACGCAGAUAGUUGCUGUGGACCACGAUUCAUCAAUGAACGGGCAGAUCCUUUACCUGUUGAACCACACGUCCAAAUACUCUUCUAUGUUUAGUUUAAAUAACCAAACAGGAGAACUUUAUUUG